Hyaloscypha bicolor E is the source of this 2860-nucleotide messenger RNA. RefSeq lists its product as uncharacterized. Gene Ontology annotation, molecular function: protein binding. The transcript is spliced from 3 exons. The coding region runs from base 128 to 2710 and encodes 860 amino acids. NCBI's taxonomy places the organism in Eukaryota, Fungi, Ascomycota, Leotiomycetes, Helotiales, Hyaloscyphaceae. The record is from RefSeq and is a predicted model, not a curated record.
AUGCGCUGUCUCUUGACCUCUGGUGCCACAAAUCUUUACCCAAAGUGUAGCAUUCUCCAGGCUUGCAUCAAUUGGACCACCUGAUUUCUCGUACGGUCGCACCACGAUUCCUCAGCUUCUUCCCAAGAUGGCUCACUCAGAGCCGAAGGAUGCCCGAGCGCCAUCGACGUCAAGCACCCUUCGAGAACAAGGCAAUGCUCUCUACAAAGCCGGGAAGAUUCCUCUGGCUUGCAAGAAAUACAUGGAGGCCAUAAAAGCGGAUCCUGCCGAUCCAAUUCCUCCACGCAACCUCUCAGCAGGCUAUUAUGAGUUGGGUGCCUAUACGAAAUGCAUUACGACCGCAAAAGACGCCAUCUCUCUUUUGGGCGUCGAUCUUUCUCCAGCAGACCAAGCUCAGGUUGAGAAAUUGCAAGCACGAAUCUCGAAAGCUGAAAUACACUCGUUCAAAUCGGGUGCAGCGGAAAAGAAAGAGGUUCGGAAGAGAAUUUUGGAGAAGUUGCCGAGAUACAAACCAAGCAUGUUUACCUCUACUGAGUACUUCACGGUCGGUCACGAUGACGUGGCUACUAUCUUCGAGGCCGAUAUGUUUGAGGCGUUCGCUCCGGAAUCGAAGGAGGUUUCCUUCUUUCUCGGAGGUGUAGGAGAUGCAAGGGCGGUGUUACAAACGUUCGCUGUAAUAUCCGAGUCCGAGAGGCUGAAGGGCAGCCCUGAGAGGAAGUAUCACUUCACCAUCAACGAUAUUUCCAAGAGUGCGUUGGCGAGGAAUGUGGUGGUUUGGAUGUUGUUGAAUAAGUUGACUGAGUUGGAUAAGGAAGACCAGAAAGAAAUGGUAUUGAAUACAGUCUUCUUUAUUUAUCUCUCUACGGUAAUGCCGAGAUACGCCUUCGAGAUGCUCGAAGCCACCAUCUCAAACGCUAUCGACACAUUGGAGAAAGGAAGCAGCCCCUUGAAAUGGCUUUUCCUCCACGAGAAAGAUAUCCCAUCUUAUCUCGCUGCUUUGAGACAUUGGUUGGGAGAGGGAAAGCAAAUUUUCACCAGUAACGAGGUCGUGGACAAGGUUUCCUUGAAGAUGUCCAUUUCCGAGGCAGCGGGGCACAUGCGAAACGAAGGAGAUGCAUUCUACAAGAACGAAAAACGUCUUUACAUUGAAUCAGCUGUCCUCUUUCCUUCCAACAGAGUCCUACAACUGCAUGAUCCUGGAUUCUUGGAAAUGAUCCAGAAAUAUUCUACCAGUCCGCGAAAGAACUCAAAAAUUUUCAAGAAGUACCUAGGGGAGAAUUGGCACCUCAAUACGACACUCAUGGAUAAGGACUGGUAUGCGGAUCUGCAAGGUAAACAUAUGUUUGAUAUGGGAUUCAAUCCGUUUGAGGCCAUCGAUCACUUUGCCUACGUCGAAGUUCAGACAAAGCCGAACAACCCAGACAGGCUAUUCGAACACAUGAAGCCAUUCUUCUUAGAGGCUGCCAAGGCAAUUGAGUAUCUCGGCGAGAGACUGAAGGUCGAGGCUAUUCUGGGAGACUACGUGGAUGUUGCGGAGAAGAUUCAAUUUGGUCUGUACGAGACGGUUACUCGUCCUAAGGAAUUCCCAAUCUUGUACGACAGGAUCCAUCUGAGCAAUGUGCCUGAUUACACCCACGGCCAUGUCACAACCUUCGCCCACGCUAUGCCCUUUCUCCGCCGGGGACCAGCUUCAAGUCUCCGCGCGACUUGUCUGCGUAAUUCAGACAGCUGGCGAACUGUCGAGGAUUAUCUUGCAGACUAUAACCAAAUCCCCGACACCGACACCCUAGAAGCCCUUGCUCAAAUCAUGAUCGUCAUUCGCGAGAACGAUGCUCUCCCAUACCCCAUGGCAGAUUACACAUUCUACACCUGGUCCAAGCCCGGUCCUCACAACUUCUCCGCUCUACUCCCCAGGAAGAAAUUCACGAAAUGGUUCUGCUCACUCUUCUUCCGCCUCGCUCUACCAAUGCGGAUUGACAUCACUCUCAACAGCAAAAUAAUCUUCAGUCCUUUGAACCUUUGCAUACUUUUCCGGCUCAUCGCCCAGCUUCGAGGCUUCGGCUACCCCUCUCACUGGCUCUCGGAAGCCCUCUUGAACAUCAUACACAACAAUGUCAUAACCACCGCUCGUCCGCCAAGAGCGAAGCCAAUGAAGCCAGCAGAUGUCAAACGCAACUACCCGGACCGAAAACUCUGCACCACACCUUUCUCACACGAACUCGGCACCCUCGCAAGCCUAUUCCAACCUUUGCUUCCCUUCAAACUCACCUCACCCUUAAUCUCAAAAUCAGACGAGAUCUACAAAUACACUUUCAAGCUGGAAGGAUAUAUGAACUACGUCGCACAACCAAGUUGUCUGAUCCUGGUCUUCGUCAAAGAAAGUCUUUUCUCCGACAACAACGCACCGCAAGGCGUUCUCUCUCACCUCAGAUUGUUUCUCGAUCCCAGCACAGAUGAAUUCGAGCCAAAAUUGUCAGGGCAGCCGAUUGAUCAAUUGAGGGAGGAAGGUGUCAGGGUUUGGAGUUCAUUUUCGUGGGAUGGGAAGGGCAAGGUGGCGAGUGUGUGGAUGAGUGAAGGAUUUGUGAAGGAGAUAGUGGAGAAUAAGUGGAGUGUGGGAAUCUGGCGGACGGAUAUCUGGGAGGCAGUCUGUGUGCCGCAGUUGGUGGGUAUUGAGGAUGUGGUGAUGAAGGAAGAGAGGUGGGUGAUGUGAGGGUUCUAUUAAGGGAUAUCAUUGGUCUUGGAGUUGCACAAUACACCAAGUGAUAUUCGAAAGGUGGCCUAUUUUAGACUUUUAGAGUCAAGCUGCGCUAAAUUGACAUCAUAUAUAGACUAUAGUAGCGGUUUCCUAUCUGCUCCCAAG